Molecule: messenger RNA, 8230 nt
Organism: Echinops telfairi (small Madagascar hedgehog)
Lineage: Eukaryota; Metazoa; Chordata; Mammalia; Afrosoricida; Tenrecidae
Gene: CIC
Product: capicua transcriptional repressor
Exons: 20
Coding region: 100-7662 (2520 amino acids)
Biological process (GO): regulation of transcription by RNA polymerase II
Cellular component (GO): nucleus
Molecular function (GO): RNA polymerase II transcription regulatory region sequence-specific DNA binding; DNA-binding transcription factor activity, RNA polymerase II-specific
Source: RefSeq, a predicted model, not a curated record
CUCCUCGAACCUCCUCCUCGUGCCGCUACAGCCGCCGCUGAGAGGAUCCACUGGCGACGCCAGAGCCGGGAGUUCGGGUGUCUGAGGGUGGGGACAAAGAUGAAACCCAUGAAGAAAGCGUGUGCCGGGAUCCCUGGCCCUGGCAGCAGUGGCAGCAAGUCCCCCCCAGCCACCAGGGCCAAGGCCCUGCGACGGCGAGGGGCUGGGGACUGUGACAAGCCCGAGGACGAGGAGGAGGUGGUGGUGGCCUCCACGAAGCAGCCAGGCCCAGAAGAGGCUGUUGAGGAGGGCGAGGAGGCGGUGGUGGCGGCGGCAGUGGUGGUGACCCAACGGGGCCCUGGGGCAGAGGGGCCGUCUGCAGAGCUGCACCCUGAUGACCCAGUCCUGGGCCCAGCCGAAGACCCCAAGGGGGAGGGAGAUGCAGGCCGCUGGGAGCCCUCACUGAGCCGUAAGACGGCUACGUUCAAGUCGAGAGCGCCCAAGAAGAAGUACGUGGAGGAGCAUGGGACUGGGGCCCCUGAGGAGCAGGAGCGGACGCCUGAGGAUGCCAGCGCCCUGGGCCUGCCUCCCCUGCCGCCCACCUCCACCCGCUCCUCAUCCACCGACACCGCCAGCGAGCAUUCGGCCGACCUGGAGGAUGAGCCCGCCGAGGCCUGCGGACCGGGGCCCUGGCCUCCUGGCACCCCCGGAGGCAGCUAUGACCUGCGGCAGCUGCGGUCCCAGCGGGUCCUGGCGCGCCGCGGCGAUGGCCUCUUCCUGCCGGCGGUGGUGCGGCAGGUGCGCCGAAGCCAGGACCUGGGCGUGCAGUUCCCUGGCGACCGGGCCCUGACUUUUUACGAGGGGGGCGCAGGUGGCGGUGUGGAUGUGGUUCUCGACGCCACGCCGCCCCCUGGUGCGCUGGCAGUGGGCAUGCCCGUGUGCACCUGCGUGGAGCCCGGCGUGGCAGCCUACCGUGAGGGGGUCGUGGUGGAGGUGGCCACCAAGCCUGCUGCCUACAAGGUCCGCCUCGGCCCUGGCCCUGGUGCUCAGCCUGGCCCUCAGCCGCCCCACUGCGAGCCGGAGGAGACCGUAUGGGUGGCCCGCUCCAGCCUGCGCCUGCUGCGGCCCCCGUGGGAACCCGAGGCCCUGCUGAGAAAGCCCCCCGCAGCCUCCGAGGAGGAACCGGCUGAGCCCAGGGCCACGCUGCCGCCCUGCCCUGCUCCACUGGACCCCAAGCAGCCCGAGGAUGCGGAGGUCUCCAAGAUCAGCUUUGGGGGCAGCCUGGGGACCUGUGAGGAGGGUGAAGGGAAGCACCCGCCAGCCCUGGGCGCGACGCCCAUUCUGCUCCCCCUGCCUCCGCCCCAGCUCCUCUCGCCGCCCCCCAAGUCUCCAGCCUUUGCAGGCCCCGGCCGCCCUGGGGAGCAGCUCUCGCCCUGCCAGGAGGGCAGCCAGGGCGGCAGUCGGAGCAGCAGCGUGGCCUCCCUGGAGAAGGGGACCGCGCCGGCCGCCCGGGCUCGCACGCCGCUGACCGCGGCCCAGCAGAAGUACAAGAAGGGCGACGUGGUCUGCACGCCCAACGGGAUCCGCAAGAAGUUCAACGGCAAGCAGUGGCGCCGGCUGUGCUCGCGGGACGGCUGCAUGAAGGAGUCGCAGCGCCGCGGCUACUGCUCGCGCCACCUGUCCAUGCGGACCAAGGAGAUGGAGGGGCUGGCGGACGGCGGGCCCGGCGGGGCCGGGCGGACGGGCGGCGUGGCGGCCCGGGAGGGCAGCACCGAGUUCGACUGGGGCGACGAGACGUCUCGGGACAGCGAGGCCAGCAGCGUGGCCGCCCGGGGAGACUCGCGCCCACGCUUGGUGGCGCCGGCGGACCUGUCCCGCUUCGAGUUCGACGAGUGCGAGGCGGCCGUCAUGCUGGUGUCCCUGGGCAGCUCGCGCUCGGGCACGCCCUCCUUCUCCCCGGUCUCCACGCAGUCGCCCUUCUCCCCCGCCCCCUCGCCCUCGCCCUCGCCCCUCUUCGGCUUCCGGCCCGCCAACUUCAGCCCCAUCAACGCCUCCCCGGUCAUCCAGCGCACCGCCGUCCGCAGCCGCCACCUGAGCGCCAGCACCCCGAAGGCCGGCAUGCUGACCCCGCCGGACCUGGGCCCCCACCCGCCGCCGCCCGCCCCCCGGGAGCGCCACUCCUCCGGCAUCCUGCCCACCUUCCAGACCAACCUGACCUUUACUGUGCCCAUCAGCCCCGGGCGGCGGAAGACGGAGCUGCUGCCGCACUCGGGGGUCCUGGGGGCGCCCGGCGCUGGGCCCGGGAGCACCGCUCCGGACUUCUCCAAGAGCGACAGCCUGGACUCGGGCGUGGACUCGGUGUCCCACACCCCCACGCCCUCCACGCCGGCCGGCUUCCGCGCCGUGUCGCCCGCCGUGCCCUUCUCCCGAUCCCGCCAGCCCUCCCCGUUGCUGCUGCUGCCCCCGCCCGCCGGCCUGACCUCGGACCCGGGGCCCUCCGUGCGCAGGGUGCCCGCCGUGCAGCGGGACUCGCCCGUCAUCGUCCGCAACCCCGACGUCCCGCUUCCCUCCAAGUUCCCAGGAGAGGCAGGCCUGGCCAGUGAGGCCCGGGUAGGGGGCCCCGGGCGGGGCUGCCGUGAGACGGAGACUCCAGCCCCUGCCGGGGCGGCCAGUGGCAAGCCCAGCCUGCCCCCGCCCCUGCCGGCCCCCGUACCCAUCACUGUGCCUCCAGCCGCGCCGACUGCCGUGGCCCAGCCGAUGCCCACCUUUGGCCUGGCUUCUUCGCCCUUCCAGCCUGUGGCCUUCCACCCCUCACCCGCCGCCCUGCUGCCCGUCCUCGUGCCCAGCAGCUACACCAGCCAUCCUGCCCCCAAGAAGGAGGUCAUCAUGGGCCGGCCCGGGACAGUGUGGACGAAUGUGGAACCUCGCUCCGUGGCCGUCUUCCCCUGGCACUCCUUAGUCCCCUUCCUGGCUCCCAGCCAGCCUGACCCCUCUGUGCAGCCCAGUGAGGCCCAGCAACCUGCCAGCCACCUGGUGGCCUCCAACCAGAGCAAAGAACCUGCUGAGUCAGCAGCUGUUGCUCACGAGCAGCCACCCAGCGGGACAGGAAAUGCCGAUCCUGGGCGGCCCCCUGCAGCCACCUGCCCGGAAAGCCCAGGGCCUGGACCCCCACACACUUUGGGUGGGGUAGAUCCUGGCAAGGGACCCCCUCCUGCUACUGAAGAAGAGGCCCCUGGUCCCCCAGGAGAGUCCCGGUUGGACAGUGAGACGGAGAGCGACCAUGACGAUGCCUUCCUCUCCAUCAUGUCUCCCGAGAUCCAGCUGCCUCUGCCACCUGGAAAACGCCGGACCCAGUCGCUCAGUGCCCUGCCCAAAGAACGGGACUCGUCUUCGGAGAAGGACGGACGGAGCCCCAAUAAGCGUGAGAAGGACCACAUUCGGCGACCCAUGAACGCCUUCAUGAUCUUCAGCAAGCGGCACCGGGCCCUGGUCCACCAGCGCCACCCCAACCAGGACAACCGGACUGUCAGCAAGAUCCUGGGCGAGUGGUGGUAUGCCUUGGGGCCCAAGGAGAAGCAAAAGUACCAUGACCUGGCCUUCCAGGUGAAGGAGGCCCACUUCAAGGCCCAUCCAGACUGGAAGUGGUGCAACAAGGACCGGAAGAAGUCCAGCUCGGAGGCCAAGCCCACCAGCCUGGGUCUGCCGGGGGGUCACAAGGAGCCCCGGGAGCGGAGCAUGUCAGAGACGGGCACCGCAGCCGCCCCUGGAGUGUCGACAGAGCUGCUGUCUGUGACUGCCCAGACCCUCCUGAGCUCGGACACCAAGACCCCAGGGAGCAGCUCCUGUGGGGCAGAACGGCUGCACCCCGUGGGGCCUGGCUCUGCCCGGCCCCGUGCCUUCUCCCACAGCGGUGUCCAUAGCCUGGACGGCGGGGAGGCAGACAGCCAGGCACUGCAGGAGCUGACUCAGAUGGUGUCUGGCCCCGUGUCUUACUCUGGCACAAAGCCCGCUGCCCAGUAUGGGGCACCGGGACCCUUCACGGCUCCUGGUGAGGGAGGUGCCCUGGCAGCCAGUGGACGGCCCCCCCUGCUGCCUCCCCGAGCUUCUCGUUCCCAGAGGGCCACGAGCGAGGACAUGACCAGUGAUGAGGAACGCAUGGUCAUCUGUGAGGAGGAGGGUGACGAUGAUGUCAUUGCGGAAGACGGCUUCAGUACCACGGACAUUGAUCUCAAGUGCAAGGAGCGGGUGACUGACAGCGAGAGUGGGGACAGCUCUGGGGAGGACCCUGAGGGCUGCAAGAACUUUGGCCGGAAGGUCUUCUCGCCCGUGAUCCGUUCCUCCUUCACACACUGCCGUCCACCUCUGGACCCUGAGCCCCCUGGACCCCCAGACCCCUCUGCUGCUUUUGGCAAGGGCUAUGGCCCCACCCCGUCUUCGUCUUCGCCUGCCGCGGUCACCUCCACCUCGGCAGCCCCCUCCUUCUCUCUGGGCUCAGGAACCUUCAAGACACAGGAGUCUGGGCCGGCCAGCACAACAGGCCCUCUCCGGCCCCCGGCCCUGGGGCCUGGGGGCCCUGUGACCCCCUCCAAGGCCACCCGGUUCCUCCCAGCAGACCCUGCCACCUUCCGACGCAAGAGACCUGAAAGUGUGGGGGCCCUGGAGCCCCCAGUCCCCUCGGUCAUUUCUGUGCCCCCUGGCAGUGGAGCAGGAAACCUCCUGCAGACACUGGUCUUGCCCCCGAGCAAGGAAGACCGGGAGGGCAGCAGGGCACGAAUGCCCUCUGCCCCGGCCCCGUCGCUGGCCUAUGGGGCUCCCACAGCCUCCCUGUCUCGCCCGGCUGCCACCACGGUCACUAAUGUGGUGCGGCCGGUCAGCAGCACUCCCGUGCCCAUUGCCUCUAAGCCCUUCCCCACCGUUGGCCGGGCUGAGGUGGCACCAAGUGACACAGCAGGUGCCAGGACUGAGCCGGGCACUGGGUCCCGAGCUCCUGGGGGCUCCCCGAUUGGUGUCAGCUUGGUGUACUCGGACAGGAAGUCCACAGCAGCCACCUCACCAGCCCCACACUUGGUGGCUGGGCCCUUGCUGGGCACUGUGGGAAAGGCACCUGCCACCGUCACCAACCUGCUGGUGGGCAGCCCAGGCUACGGGGCUCCGGCGCCCCCUGCUGUCCAGUUCAUUGCCCAAGGGGCCCCUGGCAGCGGACCCUCCUCAGGCUCAGGAGCAGGUGCUGCGAGUGGCCCCAAUGGGCCGGUGCCCCUGGGCAUCCUGCAGCCGGGCACCCUGGGCAAGGCUGGGGGAAUCACGCAGGUGCAGUACAUCCUGCCCACACUGCCCCAGCAGCUCCAGGUGGCACCUGCACCUGCAACCGCUGCUGGGGCCAAGGCGGCAGCUCCCAGUGCCCCCGCACCUACCACCAGCAUCCGCUUCACCCUCCCGCCGGGCGCCUCUACCAACGGCAAGGUCCUGGCUGCCACUGCACCCACGCCCGGUGGCAUCCCCAUCCUGCAGUCCGUCCCUUCCGCCCUGCCCCCUAAAGCCCAGUCCGUGUCGCCAGUGCAGGCCCCGCCUCCCGGUGGCUCCGCCCAGCUGCUGCCAGGAAAGGUCCUGGUACCACUGGCAGCCCCAGGCAUGUCUGUGCGGGGUGGAGGGGCCGCCCAGCCAUUGCCUCUGGUGAGCCCACCCUUCUCAGUACCUGUGCAGAACGGAGCCCAGCCCACCAGCAAGAUCAUCCAGCUGACGCCUGUGCCCGUGAGCACCCCCAGCGGCCUGGUGCCGCCUUUGAGCCCGGCUGCGCUCCCAGCCCCCACCUCCCAGCCCCAGAAGGUCCUACUGCCCUCUUCCACCAGGAUCACCUACGUGCAGUCAGCUGGGGGGCACGCGCUGCCCCUGGGCACCAGCCCUGCAUCGAGCCAGGCUGGGGCAGUGACCUCCUAUGGGCCCACGAGCUCUGUGGCCCUGGGUUUUACCUCUCUGGGACCCAGUGGUCCUGCCUUCGUGCAGCCCCUGCUCUCAGGCCAGACUCCGCUGUUGGCUCCUGGCCAGGUGGGCGUGUCGCCUGUGCCCAGCCCUCAGCUGCCUCCUGCCUGUGCAGCCCCCGGAGGCCCCGUCAUCACGGCCUUCUACCCUGGCAGCCCUGCACCCACCUCCUCAACGCCCUUGGCCCAGCCAUCCCAGGCCCCCCCUAGCUUGGUCUACACUGUGGCCACCAGCACCACGCCCCCUGCCGCCGCCAUCCUGCCCAAGGGCCCGCCUGCCCCCGCAACUGCCACCCCAGCCCCCACCAGCCCCUUUCCUAGUGCCACAGGUUCUAUGACCUACAGUUUGGUGGCUCCCAAGGCCCAGCGGCCAGCCCCCAAGGCCCCUCAGAAAGUGAAGGCGGCCAUCGCCAGCAUUCCCGUGGGCUCCUUUGAGGCAGGGGCCCCUGGGCGGCCUGGCCCUGUGUCCCGGCAGCCCCUGGAUCCUGGGCCAGCCCACGAACCAAUGGCCCCCGAGGCUGAGCUGGAGGGGCAACCGACAACACCUGCCCCACCACCCUCCCUGGAGACCUGGGCACCCACAGCCCGGAGCAGCCCCCCACCGCUCCCACUCCCACCUGCCGAGGAGCGGGCUGGCACCAAGCCCCCCGAGAGCCUGGCCCCACUCCAGGGCGGCAAAUUCCCCAGCUCAUCUUCAGAUUGGCGUGUCCCAGGGCUGGGCCUGGAGAGCCGCGGGGAGCCCCCUGCCCCUCCCAGCCCUGCCCCAGCUCCAGCCCCCAGCGGCAGCAGUGAGGGCAGCAGUGGGCGGCCGGCCGGGGAGACCCCGGAGCGCAAGGAGGCACCGAGUGCCGGCAAGAAGGUGAAGGUGCGGCCCCCGCCCCUGAAGAAGACCUUUGACUCAGUGGACAACAGGGUCCUGUCAGAGGUGGACUUUGAAGAGCGCUUUGCUGAGCUGCCCGAGUUCCGGCCCGAGGAGGUGCUGCCCUCUCCCACCCUGCAGUCUCUGGCGACCUCCCCCCGCGCCAUCCUGGGCUCCUACCGCAAGAAGAGGAAGAGCUCCACGGACCUGGAUUCGGCGCCGGAGGACCCCACCUCGCCCAAGCGCAAGAUGAGGAGGCGCUCCAGCUGCAGCUCAGAGCCCAACACCCCCAAGAGCGCCAAGUGCGAGGGAGACAUCUUCACCUUUGACCGGCCAGGCACGGAAGGUGAGGACGUGCUGGGCGAGUUGGAGUACGAGAAGGUGCCCUACUCGUCCCUGCGCCGCACCCUGGACCAGCGCCGCGCCCUGGUCAUGCAGCUCUUCCAGGACCACGGCUUCUUCCCCUCAGCCCAGGCCACAGCUGCCUUCCAGGCGCGCUACGCGGACAUCUUCCCGUCCAAGGUGUGCCUGCAGCUGAAGAUCCGAGAGGUGCGCCAGAAAAUCAUGCAGGCCGCCACACCCACCGAGCAGCCCCCAGGGGCCGAGGGCCCCCUGCCCGGGCCGCCCCCAACUGGCACCGCUGCUGCCCCUGCUCCAGUGCCCAGCCCUGCAGCUGGGGGCCCUGACCCCGCCUCCCCUGGCUCAGACUCUGGCCAGAGCCCGGCCGCCCCACCACUGCCUCUACCCCUUGAGUCAGGGCCCGGACAGCCUGGCUGGGAGGGGGUCCCCCAGUCCUCCCCACCGCCGCCGCUGCCCUCUGGCUCCUCCACAGCCGCCACGGGCAGGUGAGGGGCUCCUGAGAAGGUCCCAGGACCUGAAGUGCCCCCUCAGGACACAGGCAGCAUGUUGGUGGCAAGAAUGGGGGCGUGGUAAAGAUGGUGACUUCCCUCUCCCCCAUAAAGCCAUUUCGUCCUUUGGCGUGAGGGGCGGAAUGAAGCCUGCUCCUGUGCCGGGGGGCAGCAGGGCCCCACCUCCCGCCCCGCCCUAUACAUAACCUGGAGGGUGUCACCUUCAGAUGGUUUAUGCAAAUUGGCUCGUGUGAGGGCGGCACGCUGGAGGGGGGUGUGGGCCCCGGGCCCCUGGGAGGCAUCUGUGCAGUAGGGGGGGAAGUUCAUGGCCCCCUCGUGUUCCCCAGAGGGGCUGGACUCAGGUUAGUUUUGGGGGCGGGGGCUCCUGCACUUUGCCACAGGCACGGGAGGGCUCGCUCCCCACCCCCUCUGCCUUCCCAACUUGGGUUGUACUUUCUAAGAAGGUGAUUCCCUCCCCCUCCCCACCCCAGAACAAAACAUGUUGAUCAUGUGCAAUAUUUCUUACUGUGCCGAAGCAGCAAUGACCGAGAUUAAAGCUGUUUAACACA